GAUGGAAGCACUAGACGAGCAAUCUGUUUGUUUAUUGGUCGAAAGGUGGCCUUCUUUCUUCAAUAGCAAAAUGGCCGAAUUUCGUAGGAGCACGACAGACGUCCCGGAAUGUUUGUGUGCAUAAACGUGGAAUAAUCAUCGUUGUAAAUAAACUGAAGUGCUAGUGCCGUCCUUUUGUGUCAGUGAAUGCUGUGUUACCCAGUGCCUACGUUGUGAUCUAGUUUUUAACAAGGUGUUUUAUCAGUGUUUUGUGUCUUGUUUUCCCGAGUAACAUCGGCCUGACAUCUGUUUUGGAUUUAUGUUGACUUGAUAACGGUGAUGCUGGGCGGGGCAGGGUCGCCGGGCGGCGAUGAGCUGCUCACUGUCACCGUCGUCCGCGACGAGCACGGAUAUGGCAUGAAAGUGUCCGGCGACAACCCAGUAUACGUGCAGUCAGUAAAAGAGCACGGGGCCGCAUGGCGCGCCGGGCUGCGGGCGGGCGACCGCAUCCUGCGGGUGGACGGCGUGCCUGUUCACCACCACACGCACCAGCAGGUCGUCAUGAUGAUCCGAGCCAACCCAACCGCCGUCCUGACGGUGCAUCAGAACACCUCGCGCCACAAAACUCCUAUCACCGCGCCUCAGCCUGUAAAUCCGGAAAAACAAAGGCAGCUGGAGGUGUCCAAAGUGCACACGAUGAGGCUGAUGCUGGAGCAAGAGCAGAAAUACAUCCGUGAGCUACGCAACGAACUCUCCAAAGUGCCUGACGUGAGGAAGCAGGCGCAACUGGAGUCCUCCGAGCAACGUUGCGCCACUCUCCAGCACGAGAUAGACUCCAUCACCGCCGGACAUCCCCCACAGCUCGAACCAUCGCCGGCCACUCCACGACUCUCAAGAACCAAGACCAAUCUCGACAAGCCAGCCGGCUCACCACCACCUACCAGCUUUCUUAGCGGCCUACCGAGAUCUCUAAGCAACUUAACCGGACAAAGCUUAAGGAAUCUAAGGACUAGACAAAACAAUAAACAAGAGAAUACACCACCUUUAGUCAGACAAAACUCAGAUGAGACUAAUAAAAGACGACACGUACAUAACAACACAGUUCCAAUGGUCCCUACAACGUGUCUGGAUAAUACACCCCCACCGUUACCUCCAAGGUCUAUUGAGCGUCCGAAGCGAAGUCCGUUGUCGCCAAACAUGACUCCGAUGAAUCCUUUAGCGAAACCGAAACCGAGCUCUUCCGUCUCACCGGCUCAUAAGUAUUAUAAAAGAGAUAGAGGAUCGCCGAUGCAUCAGUCAAUGCCGUCGUAUGAGAGUCAGAAGUUAAGGAUGUCGUCUCAUUCGUUGGAUGGCGAGUUAGAUGGUCCACAGCCUAACUCUAUAGCCCUACAGAUGAGCUACCCGCUGGUGAAUGUCCCGCCUCCGCCGUUGCAGACGGACGAUAGAACAGGGUUGCCGAUACUGCAUGUUAGGAGCCAAUCGUCGCCCGAGCAUUUAGACCACGGGCUACCUAGGUCGGGCUGGGCGCUGGGCACGCCGCCGCCGGGCACGCCGCCGCCGCCCUACGCGCACAACACGCAGCCGUGCGCGGAUCCACAAAGGGCCAUCAUUUCUAUGGAGGAGGAUGAUUCGCCCGCCUGUGAAACAUCGAAUCCCGGCCUGUUCUCGAAUCUUCGAACGGUGUUGGACUCCAAGGCACGAACGGCGGUCUUACUCAACUGGCUUUUGGGAGAGAGAAGAUGCGCUUGCGCUACCCUUCUCCUCCUCAUCACAGACGGCUAUCGAUCCGCGCAGGGUGUACCCACGUCUACCCUCCGUCGUUGGGCCUACGAGAUACAGUCUACCUUCCUUGCACCAGCCGCCGUGUUACGACCUCCAACUUUAGACCCGCAGGCGGUUAAAGAGGUCGAAGAUGCUUUACAUGACGAUUACGAUAAAGAAGAAAUACUCCGCAACGUCUUCCGAAAAGCGCGACAGAAGGCGAAAGAAGAAAUGGCGCAACAACUCAACGAAUUUCAAGUGAAAAGACAAGUCGGCUUAGGUGGUCUCUACGGACCGGACGACGCUCAGAUCGAGAGAUGCGUCGUUGACAAGGCUCAGGAACAAGUGAUAGUCGAGCGGCUCCUAGUACAAUGUUUAUCAGGAGUCGCCAGCGCGGGCGCCGGCAGCGCGGGCGCGGGCGCGGGCGGCUGCGGCGCGCGCGCGGAGGGGAGGGCCGCGCUGCUGGCCGCGCUGCAAGCCGCCGCCUUGUAUCUGCAGUGCAGGCCGGCGACGGUGGCGGCGGCGGCGGGCGGCGCACGCGUAGGGUUCCUGCAGCGCGACAAGCUGUACAAGCAGCGCGUCAAGCAGCUCGCCAAGAUGAACCCGCAGCCGUUCAUAGUCCGCGGCCACCACCUCCAACUCCAAGCUCUGACCUCGGAAGCGCACUGCCAUUAUUGCGACGAGGUCAUUUGGGGUCUGGCUCCUCAGGCAUACUUCUGCACGGAUUGCAAGCUGCGCGUCCAUCGCAACUGCGCCAAGUCCGUGGAAGAAGCGUGCAUUAUAACCGGCGACCACAACAACCGGAUAUCCCGUCUCAUAGACCUAAUACACCCCGCUCAUCAACCACAGGACGACAAGAAAGCGAAAAAAGCUGCGAGUACAGCACAUUUUCUCAACAUGGAGCGCAGCACCCGCAAGCUAGAAGACGACCAGCUUCCCCGGGCGGAGCACGCGCUCACCCCGCCUCAAGCUAACCUCUGCCAGUGA
Cydia splendana is the source of this 2727-nucleotide messenger RNA. RefSeq lists its product as uncharacterized. The transcript is spliced from 18 exons. Gene Ontology annotation, cellular component: cytoplasm. NCBI's taxonomy places the organism in Eukaryota, Metazoa, Arthropoda, Insecta, Lepidoptera, Tortricidae. Gene Ontology annotation, molecular function: guanyl-nucleotide exchange factor activity; G protein-coupled receptor binding. Gene Ontology annotation, biological process: G protein-coupled receptor signaling pathway. The record is from RefSeq and is a predicted model, not a curated record. Bases 319 to 2727 code for a protein of 802 amino acids.